GGGGGAGGGGGAGGAGACGUCCGAACCGCUUGGCAGGGCCUGGCUGGGCCGGGCUGGGCCGAUCAGAGCGCGAGCGGAACCGCGAGUACCAGAGCGGGAGGGAGCCGGAGCCCGAGCCCGAACACUAGCCGCCGCCAUGCGCUGGCUCCGCGCGCUGCUCAAGAACGCGUCCCUGGCCGGGGCGCCCAAGUACAUCGAGCACUUCAGCAAGUUCUCCCCGUCCCCGCUGUCCAUGAAGCAGUUUCUGGACUUCGGUUCCAGCAAUGCCUGUGAGAAGACCUCAUUCACCUUCCUCAGACAGGAGCUGCCAGUCCGCCUGGCCAACAUCAUGAAGGAGAUCAACCUGCUUCCUGACCGGGUGCUGGGCACACCCUCAGUGCAAUUGGUGCAGAGCUGGUAUGUCCAGAGCCUCUUAGACAUCAUGGAAUUCCUGGACAAAGACCCUGAAGACCAUCGUACCCUGAGCCAGUUCACCGAGGCCCUGGUCACUAUCCGGAAUCGCCACAAUGACGUGGUGCCCACAAUGGCACAGGGUGUGCUGGAGUAUAAGGACACCUAUGGCGAUGACCCUGUCUCCAACCAAAACAUCCAGUACUUCCUGGACCGCUUCUACAUCAGCCGCAUCUCCAUCCGCAUGCUCAUCAACCAGCACACCCUGAUCUUUGAGGGCAGCACCAACCCAGCCCACCCCAAACACAUCGGCAGCAUCGACCCCAACUGCAAUGUCUCCGAAGUGGUGAAAGAUGCCUAUGACAUGGCCAAGCUCCUGUGUGACAAGUAUUACAUGGCCUCACCUGAGCUGGAGAUCCAGGAGGUUAAUGCAUCUGAUGCUAAACAGCCAAUUCACAUGGUCUAUGUCCCCUCCCACCUCUACCACAUGCUUUUUGAACUCUUCAAGAAUGCCAUGCGAGCGACCGUGGAAAGCCAUGAAUCCAGCCUCGUCCUCCCACCGAUCAAGGUCAUGGUGGCCUUGGGUGAGGAAGAUCUGUCCAUCAAAAUGAGUGACCGUGGCGGGGGAGUCCCCUUGAGGAAGAUUGAGCGACUCUUCAGCUACAUGUAUUCCACAGCACCCACCCCUCAGCCUGGCACUGGGGGCACCCCCCUGGCUGGCUUUGGGUAUGGGCUUCCCAUCUCUCGCCUCUAUGCCAAGUACUUCCAGGGCGACCUGCAACUCUUCUCCAUGGAGGGCUUUGGGACCGACGCCGUCAUCUAUCUCAAGGCCCUGUCCACGGACUCGGUGGAGCGUUUGCCCGUCUACAACAAGUCAGCCUGGCGCCACUACCAGACCAUCCAGGAGGCCGGUGACUGGUGUGUGCCCAGCACGGAGCCCAAGAACACAUCCACCUACAGAGUCAGCUAGGGGCCACCCCAGACAUGCACCAAAGGGGUGGACUGCUGUUCCAGGCCCAGCCACCACGGUGACUCUCCCCGCCCCCCCCAGGUGGGGAAAGUUCUCGAUGGUGACUAACUUCUGUGUGUGUGGAAAUCACUGCAGUGACCAGUCUGUGGUGGCCCCCAAGUGCCAAUCUCUGUCUCCACGGAGACCUCUGAGGGCAUCUCCCUGGUAUCCAGUCUCUGUGGGCAAUGGCUGAAGAUUGGGGACUUUGCCAUCCUGGUGGGGUGUCCCAGAGACCAGUUUCCAUGGCAGUCCUCCUCUGAGACUAGGCUGCCACCUUUCUGCCUGGGAUCCUGGGCCCCUCCCUCACUGCCCCCCUUGGUCUCGGCCUUCUAGGAGGAUGUCCCUGCUUGCCUUACUCCCCUCAGCUGCACAGACCCCCUCCUUCCCCCCACCCCAGUCCAGGCCUGCUGUCAGGGAGGGGCCGGCCACACCUAGAUCUGGGCUAGUGGGUGAGGAAGGAGGUUGCACCCUUGGACCCCUGGGUGGGGACAUAGUGCUGCAGCCUCUCCCUCACUUAGGGUUGGGGAAGAGGGAGGGAGUUCUCACCUGGGGCUUCCCCAGCCUGGAAGAACUUGGAAAGACCCAGAGAGGUCAUCUGUCUAUUCUCGCAGCUCAAAGGCCCAGCAAGGACCCCAGAGUAUUACUGCCACCACUCCACCUUUCUCCCGCAUGUCCUCAUGUGCUCGUCUCACACCCACAUGUCCUGCCUGAGCGCCAGACUCAAUCCCCACUGAGCCUGCACAAGUGUGUGCUCAGGGUGUCCUCCAACCUCCUGUGCUCUGUGUGCAUAGCUAGUUUUACAGCCCUGGAUGCCCCCGCCCUUCCCCAUAGCACACAGGGUUAAAGCUGUGUGUUCCUCCCAGCGGUUGUGCCAGUGACAGUGACAUCCACAGUAAAGAGGAGAUUCAAUGAGA
Molecule: messenger RNA, 2313 nt
Organism: Erinaceus europaeus (western European hedgehog)
Lineage: Eukaryota; Metazoa; Chordata; Mammalia; Eulipotyphla; Erinaceidae
Gene: PDK2
Product: pyruvate dehydrogenase kinase 2
Exons: 11
Coding region: 137-1360 (407 amino acids)
Biological process (GO): protein phosphorylation; regulation of glucose metabolic process
Cellular component (GO): mitochondrion
Molecular function (GO): pyruvate dehydrogenase (acetyl-transferring) kinase activity
Source: RefSeq, a predicted model, not a curated record